Molecule: messenger RNA, 822 nt
Organism: Serendipita indica DSM 11827
Lineage: Eukaryota; Fungi; Basidiomycota; Agaricomycetes; Sebacinales; Serendipitaceae
Source: the annotation of a GenBank genome assembly
AUGGCUCCCAAAUCUCAAACUUGCCCCACUCUCUCCCGCCACGAGGAGUCUCGCCUCAAGGCUCGACGUCUCGAGGCUGCAAUGGCAUUUAUGAAGCAAUGUAGGGCCAAUGGGACAUUGUUCACCAUUCAUAAUGUGGCUCUGCGCUAUGGGGUAUCCCGCACCACCCUGCAGCAUCGAUGGAAUGGACGAAAAACACGCCAGGAAGCCAAUGAAGAGAGGCAACUACUCAAUAGAGAUGAAGAAAACGCGCUAGUAGAGUGGAUUAUCUUCUGGGGUGGCAAAGGGAUGCCUCUCAAUGCCCAUUCAGUCCGAGCAAUAGCGAUGGCCAUCUGCGGGCAGGAUGUGUGGAAACACUGGGUGGAAAGGUUCAAGGAUCGACAUUCUCAGAGGCUCAAGUCCACAUGGACAAAAGCCAUCGAUCAUUCACGUGCAAAGGCCCUCAAUCCAAACAUUGUCUGUGAUUUCUUUCUGAAAUUGAUUGCCGAAGUGCAAGGUAGCAAGAUUUCAGCAUCAAAUAUAUACAAUGCUGAUGAGAAGGGCAUACAAUUUGGCGAUUAUGGACAGUCCAAGGCACUUGUUGGUCGAAGCCAGAAGACCACACGGGUCAUUGGUAAUACAAGCCGUGAGAUGGCCACUGUCAUCGAAUGUGUGUGUGCAGAUGGCUCGUCCAUAACUCCAAUGGUUAUCUUCAAGGGCAAGCGCCUGUCAAAAUAUUAUUUCGCCCAGGAUACUGAAAUGGGUGAUCGUUGCUUGAGGCGUAAAGGUGUUACGUGCGACUGGAAGAAGGAAAUGGGGGCGAGCGGGAAACUGAGACGCUGA